Molecule: messenger RNA, 3897 nt
Organism: Rotaria socialis
Lineage: Eukaryota; Metazoa; Rotifera; Eurotatoria; Philodinida; Philodinidae
Source: the annotation of a GenBank genome assembly
AUGGCAGUUCGGUAUCGAUUGAAAAGCAAAUUGCCUGAAAACAAAAAGACUAUUAAUCACGAGCAACCAGUUAUUGGAACCAAUCCAGCUGUUAAAUUUGCAAGUCUUCCAAUAGAAUAUAACCCUGAAAAAGAAAUACGAGAUAAUAAUUCGUCUUCAUCAUCAGAAUCUGAGCGUGAUACAGAAGAUCAUCAUUCAUCAUCAGAAUCUGAGAGCGAUACAGAAGAUCAUCAUUCAUCAGCAGAAUCUGAGAGUGAUACAAAAAAUCAUCAUUCAUCAUCAUCUGAACCUGAAAACGAAAUAACAAAUAUUAAUUCAUCAUCUUUAAUAAUGUCUUCGACGUCAAAACGAAGCGAUUGGAGAAAAGAUCAAUCCAGUAUAGGUCUUUUAUUAUUUCUUUACAUAUUACAAGGUGUUCCACUUGGUAUGGCUGCAUCUAUACCUUUAAUUAUUCAAACACAUGGUACAAGUUGGUCUCAACAAGCAACAUUUUCAUUUGCAUUUUGGCCAUUUAGUCUUAAACUUCUUUGGGCACCGAUUGUCGAUGCACUAUAUUUUAAAAGAUAUGGGCGAAGGAAAUCAUGGCUUAUACCAGUACAAUAUUUAAUUGGCUUUGUUAUGAUUCUACUAUCAUAUCAUAUUAAUGAUUUAUUGUAUUCAACAGAAACAUCAGUAAUAAGUCAAUCGCAUAUUUAUUAUCUUACGGCAGUAUUUUUCGGUUUAUCAUUUCUUGCAGCUACACAAGAUAUUUGUGUUGAUGGUUGGGCACUUUCAAUGCUUUCUAGAGAAAAUGUUGGUUGGGCAAGUACAUGUAAUUCUGUUGGUCAAACAGCUGGCUAUUUUUUAGGCAAUGCCGUUUUUCUUGCAUUUGAAUCGAAAGAUUUUUCAAAUCUAUACGUACGACGACCAUUACAUAUGGAAUUUCAACCAACUGGAUUGAUUACAUUACCCGGUUUUCUUACAUUCUGGGGAAUAGCUUUUUUAAUCUCAACCACAUUAGUCGCUUUAUUAAAACAUGAAAUCGAUGAAAGUUAUGAUCCCAACGAUCCUCAUUUUAAUCUCGGUGAAACAUAUAGAGUCCUUCUUAAAGCUCUUCGUCUACCGUCCGUCCGAUCUAUGGCACUAAUUUUGUUGACAGCUCGAGUAGGUUUUGCUGCAACAGACUCAAUGACUGGAUUAGAAUUAGUUGAACGUGGUGUGACACGCGAAUCGUUAGCUCUAUUAGCAAUACCAAUAACACCAUUACAAAUUGUUUUACCAUUCAUAAUAUCAAAAUAUACAACUGGACCACAACCAUUAAAUAUUUAUAUCAAAUCAUACCCAUUCCGGGUGAUGGUCGGUAUCAUUAUGGCUGUGUUUGUUUAUAUUACACCAUCAUUUCAAAAUUCAGAUAAAACAUUUCCUUGGUAUUAUUAUACUUUGGCGAUUAUUAUCUAUGCAAUACAUCAAAUAUUUCUAUACAAUAUGUUUGUUUCUCAGAUGGCUUUUUUUGCUCUAGUUAGCGAUCCAAAAAUUGGUGGAACAUAUAUGACAUUACUUAAUACACUGUCCAAUCUUGGGAGAGAUUGGGCUUCAACAACAAUUUUAUAUCUAGCUCAUUAUUUAACGAAUAAGAAAUGUUCAAUAGGUAGUACUCGAUGUGUAACAGAAAUUGAAGAAAAAACCUGUCAAAAGUUAGGAGGUACCUGUGACGUGUCUGUAGAUCCAUAUUACAUUGAAGUAUUCAUGUGUACUGCAAUAGCUAUUAUUUGGUUUCUAUGGAAAUAUCGAGCACUACUGCAUUUACAAUAUUUACCGAUGAGUGCAUGGCAACAUUUUCCUCUUCGAAUAUACGAAAUAAAACUUAUCGAUUUGCUUUGCCUCCGAAAAAAAGGAAUAGAUGAUGCAAUGUUUAAUAUCAAUGCAUGCAAUAUGAUGAAAUCGCUUUUCACAACGCGUAUUCCAAUAUUGCUUUGUCGACUUCAUCGUCUUCAGGCUCGUUCAUUUUCAGUUUCACUUAAUUUUCAUAAGUCUUGGCAAAAGAUUCAAAAGCAAUACAUGGCAGAACCAGAAGCAAAAUCAACGCUUGCGGAAUUAAAUCCACCACCAGAGUACAUUCCAGAGCGCAUUAAAAUUUGGCAAGAACUAAAAACAAAAUAUCACGAUUAUGUUGCUGCUCAACCACAAGUUGAUAUUACAAUUACUUUACCCGAUGGGAAAAUCUUACCUGGUAAAUCAUGGAAGACAACUCCUCAUGAAAUUGCCAUGGGUAUCAGUCAAGGAUUGGCUGCUGCCACUGUUAUUGCCAAAGUGAAUGGUGAUUUAUGGGAUCUUGAUCGACCAUUUGAAAAAGAUGCAACAUUAGAGUUAAUUAAAUUUGAUGAUGAUCAAGGAAAACAAGUAUUCUGGCAUUCAACUGCACACAUUAUGGGUGAAGCUAUGGAAUUAUGCUAUGGUGGUUGUCUAUGUUAUGGACCACCCAUUGAACAAGGCUUUUACUAUGAUAUGUAUCUUGAAAAUCGAACUGUAUCGGGUCUUGAUUAUGAUCCAUUGGAAAAAGUAAUGAAAAAAAUCGUUAAAGAGGAACAACCGUUUGAACGAUUAGAAAUUUCCAAAGAAGAUCUAUUACGUUUAUUUGGAUAUAAUCCAUUUAAAGUUCGAAUUCUGAAUGAAAAAGUGCAUACACCAACGACUACUGUUUAUCGAUGUGGUCCUUUGAUUGAUCUUUGUCGUGGUCCACAUAUUCGUCAUACGGGAAAAGUAAAAGCUUUUUCAAUUACAAAAAACUCUUCGACCUAUUGGGAAGGUGAUCAAGCACGUGAAACUCUACAACGUAUUUAUGGAAUUUCCUUCCCUGAUACAAAACAACUUAAGGAAUGGAAACAUCUUCAAGAAGAAGCAGCUAAACGAAAUCAUCGAAAAAUUGGUGUUGAACAAGAUCUUUUCUUUUUUCAUGAACUAAGUCCUGGUUCAUGCUUCUUCUAUCCAAAGGGAGCUCAUAUUUACAAUAAGCUUAUUGAUUUUCUUCGAGCUGAAUAUCGUAAACGUGGUUAUCAAGAAGUUAUCUCACCGAAUAUUUACAAUGCCAAAUUAUGGAAAGUAUCUGGACAUUGGGAUCAUUAUUCUGAAAAUAUGUUCAAAACCGAAAUUGAAAAAGAAGUCUAUGCACUUAAACCAAUGAAUUGCCCAGGCCAUUGUCUUAUAUUCUCGUCACGUCUUCGUUCGUGGCGUGAAUUACCAUUGCGUAUGGCUGAUUUUGGCGUUUUACAUCGCAAUGAAGCUUCCGGAGCGUUAAGUGGUCUUACACGUGUGAGAAGAUUUCAACAGGAUGAUGCACAUAUAUUUUGUGCUCAAUCACAAAUAAAAACUGAAAUUGAAGGUUGUCUAGAUUUCUUGAAACAAGUUUACGGUAUAUUUGGUUUUACAUUUGAAUUAAAAUUAUCAACGCGACCCGACAAAUUCUUGGGAGAAAUCGAAACGUGGAAUUUAGCUGAAAGUCAACUUAGUGAAGCUCUUAAUUCGUUUGGCUAUCGAUGGAAAAUUGAUCCAGGCGAUGGUGCUUUUUAUGGACCAAAAAUUGAUAUUACUAUUCGAGAUGCUUUACAACGAGCUCAUCAAUGUGCAACAAUUCAACUUGAUUUUCAAUUGCCUCAACGCUUUCAACUUCAAUUUCAAACCAAUGAACAAGGCGAACUUCAAUCACCAGUUAUUAUUCAUCGAGCUAUUCUGGGUUCAAUGGAACGCAUGCUUGCUAUUCUUACGGAAUCAUUUGGUGGAAAAUGGCCUUUCUGGUUAUCACCUCGUCAAAUGGCAAUCGUACCGAUAUUUCCAUCAUUGGAUUCGUAUGCUCAAGAAGUUCAAAAGAAAUUAUGGCUAGCAGGUUUUCAAGUUGAUUGUGAUUUAGGUUGGUCGUCAUAA